AUGUUCAACCCUGCUGCCUCAAACUCAGCCUCUUUGCCACCUGCAACAGCUUACAACCUGCCUGCUCCCAGUGAUGAGCCUCUCGAGGCAGAGUACUCAGAGGACACAGACGAGACAGCUCUGUGGUCCAGCAAUGACGAGAUGAUCAAAGAGAUGGUCGAAGCCUGCAUCCAGGACUUUGACGCACAUGGCGAUGACUCUAAAGUCAGCCUUGAUGCUGCUGAGAUUGCUCGCAACAGCAUCACACAGGGUACACAGGAGGGGCACAUGAGAGUCGCAAAGCACUACAUCACGUAUCACAAGAAACACAACCCACAGUGGGAUGAGAAGGCGAUCACACCCAACACACCCAAUGACAUUCGUGUGUACAUCCAGGAGAAAUGUGGGUCAAAGAGCAAUGGGUACCAGGGGUGUCGUUAUGCCACUGCUAUCUCCAUCCGUGCAGCAUUGACAUACUGGUACAAGCAUGUCAGGAAGAUUGAGGAUACGUCUGAGUGGCGUGUUGAUCAAGCAACUGGACAAUGCUUCGGCCUUCCUACUCGCUCUCUGAUUGUGGCAAAGUACAUGAUUGGGCUCGAGAAGACCAAAGCCAAGGCUGGAGAGAUACAGCAGUCUGUGAAGGCAAUGACGGUGGAGAUGAUGCAUAGCCUUUACAUGGUCUGCAUUGGCAACCCAAAGCUGUCAGCAGCCCAGUGA
Messenger RNA from Phanerochaete carnosa HHB-10118-sp, 696 nucleotides. RefSeq lists its product as uncharacterized. NCBI's taxonomy places the organism in Eukaryota, Fungi, Basidiomycota, Agaricomycetes, Polyporales, Phanerochaetaceae. The coding region runs from base 1 to 696 and encodes 231 amino acids. The transcript is spliced from 5 exons. The record is from RefSeq and is a predicted model, not a curated record.